Melanotaenia boesemani (Boeseman's rainbowfish) is the source of this 2178-nucleotide messenger RNA. RefSeq names its product tyrosine hydroxylase (gene th). The transcript is spliced from 13 exons. Gene Ontology annotation, molecular function: iron ion binding; tyrosine 3-monooxygenase activity. NCBI's taxonomy places the organism in Eukaryota, Metazoa, Chordata, Actinopteri, Atheriniformes, Melanotaeniidae. Bases 85 to 1554 code for a protein of 489 amino acids. Gene Ontology annotation, biological process: dopamine biosynthetic process from tyrosine. Gene Ontology annotation, cellular component: axon; perikaryon; cytoplasm. The record is from RefSeq and is a predicted model, not a curated record.
CACAACACUGCCUGAGAAGUCUAAAGAGUGCACAUUGUCAUCUCUAUCAUAAACAGGCAAUACAGAAAACUUAGGAGCGUAAAGAUGCCCCUUUCAAGCAGCUCCACAUCCUCCACAAAGAGCAUCCGCAGAGCAGCAUCCGAGCUGGAGAGGUCGGAUUCCAUCACGUCUCCAAGAUUCGUCGGUAGACGCCAGAGCUUGAUCGAGGACGCGCGAAAGGAGCGAGAAGCCGCCGCUGCGGCGGCAGAGGCUGCUGAGGCCAGGGACCACAUAGUAUUUGAGGAGGAAGAUGGAAAAGCGCUUCUUAACAUCUUCUUCACGCUGAGGAGCUCGAAGACGCCCGCGCUGUCCCGGACACUCAAGGUUUUCGAGACAUUUGAAGCUAAAAUUCACCACUUGGAGACGCGACCAUGCCGGAAACUGAAGGAAAUCCUCGAGGGCCUGGAGUACUUUGUUCGCUGUGAGGUGCACCUCUCAGACGUCAGUACUCUGGUCAGCUCCCUGAAGAGGAACGCAGAGGACGUCAAAACCACCAAAGAAGUCAAAUUUCACUGGUUCCCAAAGAAAAUUGCAGAUUUGGACAGAUGUCAUCAUCUGGUCACAAAAUUUGAUCCAGACUUAGAUCAAGACCAUCCUGGGUACAGAGACCCGGACUACAGACAGAGGAGGAAGAUGAUUGGCGACAUUGCUUUUGGUUACAAACAUGGGCUGUCGAUACCCAGAGUAGAAUACACAGAGGAGGAGAUUGGCACAUGGCGAGAAGUCUAUUCGACCUUAAGGGACUUGUACAAUACCCAUGCCUGCAAUGAACACCUUGAGGCCUUUUGUCUGCUUGAGAGACAUUGUGGGUACAGUCCAGACAACAUUCCCCAGUUGGAAGAUGUGUCACGCUUCCUCAAAGAGCGCACAGGGUUUCAGCUGCGUCCGGUGGCGGGUCUGCUUUCAGCUAGAGACUUUCUGGCCAGUCUGGCAUUCCGUGUGUUCCAGUGCACCCAGUACAUCCGACACGCCUCCUCCCCUAUGCACUCCCCAGAACCAGACUGUGUCCAUGAACUUCUGGGUCACGUCCCCAUGCUGGCUGAUCGCACUUUUGCCCAGUUUUCACAGAAUCUUGGUCUGGCAUCUCUGGGAGCAUCAGAUGAAGACAUUGAGAAACUGUCCACGCUCUACUGGUUCACAGUUGAGUAUGGCCUAUGUAAGCAAAAUGGUGAGAUAAAGGCUUAUGGGGCUGGACUGCUUUCCUCUUAUGGAGAACUUGUGCACUCUCUGUCUGAUGAACCAGAGACACGGGAGUUUGAUCCAGACUCUGCAGCAGUACAGCCCUAUCAAGACCAGACCUACCAGCCUGUUUACUUUGUAUCUGAGAGUUUUACUGAUGCCAAGGAGAAAUUCAGGAGGUAUGUAGCUGGGAUCAAACGCCCCUUCUCUGUCAGGUUUGAUCCAUACACCUGCAGUGUCGAAGUCCUGGACAAUCCCCUGAAAAUCCAAGGGGGUCUGGAAUGUGUGAAGGAUGAGCUCAAGGCCCUGACAGACGCCCUCAGCGUUUUGUCAUGAUGAAGCCCCGGUCUCAGUAAUCAUCCUGCUAUUGUUUGCUUCCUCUUUGCAGAGCUCUGCCAUGUCCAACAUGUGACAGACCAAUGUGUUCAUCUUUGUGUGCUGUACCUCCAGUUUGACACUGAGUUGUUGCUUGUUCUAGCUGCCUGGUUGGCCAGCAAGGUUGUAACCCUAAAAACUUUAAAAUGCAGCCCCAGCAAAGUCUCCAAAGAUGUAAAAUGCUUUGCUGGGAGUGGAUGCAUUCAUGAUAUGAUUUGGUUUUACUUGACUUGGUUGUUUAUGCCUUUAAAGCAAAACUGUAUUGAAAAAUGUGUGAACAUUAGAGCCAAAACUAAAUGGAAAUGUGAUUAUGAAUGUAUUAAAAAAGACACCUAAUUGACUAUAUUAUAAUCAAAGAAACAUACCUGUAUAGUGCAGAUUGAAGUGUAUAUUUUAAUAGUUUAUUUUAACAAAAACAAAAAAUCCAUAACAACUUAUUAAAAGCUUUAUUUUAUGCACAUGUGAAUUGAAUAUUUGAGUAGUUAUUUGCAGAUUAAUUUGGUUUUAAGUUAUUUAGGUAUUGCUGUGUAUGUGAUGCUGUUUUGUCUCUUAAUGUAAAUGCAUAAUAAAAGAAGAAUACAAAUU